AUGGUCAGCCCUCCCGACUACAGCCGCCCAAACGGCAGGGCUGGGGGCCGGAGCCGGCGGUCGCCGCCGCUGACGCGGCAGCAGCGGCUGUGGGUGUCGGUCGUGGCCGCUGCGCUGGGCCUGCUGUUUGCCUGGGUGAUGCAAGGCGGCGGGCGGCGGCACCGCCAUGCGACAAGAGCGGCAGUGGAGGAGGCGGACCUUCCUGGGGGCCGCGCCGCCGCGCAGCAGCGGGUCAACGCGCUGCUGGAAGCCGCGGGCGCUGGGCACCUGGUGCAGCAGCCGGGCGCCACGCAGCAGCAGCAGCAGCAGCAGGGCGGCGGCGACCCGGACGGCGGCGCCAUCGCCGCAGGCGCGGCAGCGGCAGCGGCAGCGGCGGGCAAGGCUCAAGCCCAGCAGCAGCUGCUCGACGCGCAGGUGCAGGCGACGGCGCGGCAGCAGGCCAAGGGGCAGCAGCAGGCGGCGCUGGCGGCGGAGCAGAAGCCGCAGCAGGCGUCGGCGUCGGCGUCGGCGCAGCUGCCGGGCAUGGAGGAUGAGCGGGAGUGGUUCAACAAGCUGAGCAGCGAGGCGUGCGCCCGCGCCGAGCAGCUGCGCGUGUGCUCCCACCGCGGGCGGCUGGCUGUGGAGGGGGUCCCCCCCGGCUCCCUCUCAGCCUACUCUGUGCUGCACAAGGGCGGCGUCAGCUGCUACGACAUCGACUUUGUGCAGACGCGGGACGGGCAGCUGGUGGCCUCACACCCGGACGACCUGCAGGCGGCGCUGGCGGCGGGGGCCGCGGGGCAGGCCGCCGGGGGGCCGCCGCCGCUGGGGCAGUGGAGCCUGGCGGAGCUGCGGGCGGCGGGGGCCGACGAGGAGCGCUUCCCCACGGCGGACGCGCUGAUCAAGGUGUUUGCUGCGCUGCUGGAGCAGUCGGGCCUGCUGUGGAAGCCGGGGCAGGGGCAGCACGCGCCAGACUACGAGCAGCUGCCCGUGCUGCUGAUGGACCUGAAGGGCGAGGCCUACAACCCCGAUACCAUCAACUCGGUGGCGGCGGCGGCGGCGGCGGUGGAUGCCGAGGCGCACGUGGCCCUGUUUGUGGCCGCGCCGCAGCAGCUGGUGCUGGUGCUGAACCAGACGCGCUGGGGCGGGCCGCUGAUCCGGGGGUACAUGGACCGAGACGAUGCCAACCCUGCGCUGCCUGCCGAGGAGCUGGAGCCGUUUGCGCUGCUGGGCCCUUCCAUCAAGAUGGCAGACAGCUUCUUCGCGGCUGCCGCGCAGCUGGGCAAGCCGGUGCUGGCCUGGACGGUGGACUCCCCGCGGGACCUGCACCGAGCGCUGGAGGCAAACCUGAACGCCGCCAUCAGCAACCGGCCGCUGGCGGUACGGGGUGUACUGCUGGACUGGCGCGACCGCUGCUCCGAGCGCCAGGGCCGGCUGAAAGCGGAGCGGCGGCAGAGGCGCCGCCAGCGCCGUGCGCUGGAGGGGCAGGCGGCGGCGCGGCGGCACAGCACAGGGCGGCAGCUGCGGGGCGGAGAGCCGCAUGCGUAG
Chlorella variabilis is the source of this 1524-nucleotide messenger RNA. RefSeq lists its product as hypothetical. NCBI's taxonomy places the organism in Eukaryota, Viridiplantae, Chlorophyta, Trebouxiophyceae, Chlorellales, Chlorellaceae. Gene Ontology annotation, molecular function: phosphoric diester hydrolase activity. The record is from RefSeq and is a predicted model, not a curated record. The coding region runs from base 1 to 1524 and encodes 507 amino acids. Gene Ontology annotation, biological process: lipid metabolic process. The transcript has 6 exons.